Molecule: messenger RNA, 1394 nt
Organism: Marmota monax (woodchuck)
Lineage: Eukaryota; Metazoa; Chordata; Mammalia; Rodentia; Sciuridae
Gene: Oprpn
Product: opiorphin prepropeptide
Exons: 3
Coding region: 163-1293 (376 amino acids)
Source: RefSeq, a predicted model, not a curated record
UCCAAACAGCAGUAUUUAAAAAGGGAGGCUUUUCUGGUGAAAGUUCUCUUUCUUCUUGAAUUUUCAAACUGUGGCUACCUAAACUGAGUAUUUGGCAAGAGCAAGGUUAAUCAACCGUUUGAUUGUUUCAGAGAAGAUUCUCCUACUAAGGAACAGUAAAGAAUGAAAAGCUUACCUUCCAUCGUGGGCCUGCUGGCUCUUAUUUUAUGUUUCAUGCCCAGUGAGAGUCACAGAGUACACAGUGGACCAUAUCAAUCCAGCAAGCUGCCAUCAUCUUUUAUAUACUACAGGCCAAGAAGGAUUUCAGCAGGCUCCCCUCCUUUCAAUCACCCAGGAUAUAGUCAAUCACGACCUCUUUUUCCUCCUUCUCGCUUUGGCUCAGCGUUCUUUCCUCCUCAAUCCCUUCCACCGAAAACCAUUAGAAAACCUCACCACUUUCCUGGUUAUCCAAAUCGACCUUUAUACCCAAAACCACCAUGUCACCCUUUCCCUGUACAUCCUCCUGUUCAUCCUCCUUUCCCUAACCCUAAACCCCCAGUAAAAACAACUAUCACACCUACCAACACUGCAGAAUUCACCACUGCCCCAACAACAACCAUCAUACUUUCCACAGAACCCACCACAGCAACAGAAGAACCCACAACAACAAUAGAAGAACCCACCACAAUAACAGAAGAACUCACCACAACAACAGAAGAACCCACCACAACAACAGAAGAACUCACCACGACAACAGAAGAACCCACCACGACAACAGAAGAACCCACCACAACAACAGAAGAACUCACCACAACAACAGAAGAACCCACCACAAUAACAGAAGAACCCACCACAACAACAGAAGAACCCACCACAACAACAGAAGAACUCACCACAACAACAGAAGAACCCACCACAACAACAGAAGAACCCACCACAACAACAGAAGAACCCACCACAACAGCAACCACUGUCCUUUACACAGACCCCACCACAACAACAACAGCAACCACCGUCCUUUCCACAGAACCCACCACAACAGCAACCACCAUCCUUUCCACAGAAUCCACUACAAAAGAAACCACUGCCUCCUCAACACUACCUACUUCCCCAACAACAGAGCCCACCUCCACAUUAGCAGCAACUACCACCACAGCAUCUACUGAGGAUACUACCCCAAUUACAACCAGUCCUCCCCCCAUCACAUUGCUCAGUACCAAUAUUCAAUUUACAACCUCCAAUCCAAAUACAUUCGAUUUUAAAAAGUUUUGGGAAAACCUACUUUCUAUUUUUGGUCGAAAAUGGGAGAAAUGACAUUUUUCAAACUUCUCUGAUUUCUUAGAAGUGAACGUCAAUUAUUUUGAUGAAAUCAACCUUGAUCAACUAGUAUACCAAAUAAAAACAAUUUGAGCAAU